ACUGCGAUGUCAGUGGAUUGCCUGGGACAGCGCGCAGUACUCUCGGGCCGCCGUUUCCUCUACAUAGUCAACCUGGAUGCACCAAACGAGGGUCAUCGAAAGAUCUCGCGACAGAGCAAGUGGGACAUCGGGGCAGUGCAGUGGAACCCACACGACAGCUACGCGUACUACUUUGCAGCUUCGAGCAAUCAGCGAGUUGACCUGUAUAAGUGGAAGGAAGGUAAUGGUGAAGUCUGCACAUCGCUGCAAGGACACACACGUGUGAUCAGCGACUUGGACUGGGCGGUGUUUGAGCCAGACCUGCUGGUCACCAGUUCUGUUGACACAUACAUCUACAUCUGGGACAUCAAAGACACCAGGAAGCCUACAGUCUCCCUCUCUGCGGUCGCUGGAGCUUCCCAGGUCAAAUGGAACAAGAAAAAUGCCAACUGUUUAGCAACAAGCCACGAUGGAGAUGUCCGAAUAUGGGACAAAAGGAAACCCAGCACUGCAAUAGAGUACUUGGCAGCUCAUCUCUCUAAAAUCCAUGGUCUGGAUUGGCAUCCUGACAAUGAGUAUACGUUGGCCACUUCCAGCCAGGACAACUCUGUCAGGUUCUGGGAUUACCGUCAGCCUCGGAAAUACCUCAAUAUCCUUCCCUGCCAGGUUCCCGUCUGGAAGGCAAGAUACACGCCUUUCAGCAAUGGGCUGGUGACAGUGAUGGUCCCCCAGCUCCGGCGAGAGAACAGUCUCCUUCUCUGGAAUGUCUUUGACUUGAACACGCCUGUCCACACUUUUGUGGGACAUGAUGACGUCGUGCUGGAGUUUCAGUGGAGGAAGCAGAAAGAAGGUUCUAAAGACUACCAGCUGGUUACGUGGUCCCGUGAUCAGACUCUGCGGAUGUGGCGGAUUGACUCUCAGCUGCAGAGGCUGUGCGCUAACGAUAUCCUGGAUGGAGUCGAGGACCUCAUCGAUGGGAUUUCUCAUCUGCCAGAGCCAGACAAGACCCUUCACCCCCAGGACUCUGAGCCCCAGCAUAACUCUGGGCACGGGGAUGAGGAAGCCUUAAAAGAAGAUUUCCUGAAUGACCCCCUGGUGGGAAAGAAAACGGACCAGCUGGGGCUGCCUCAGACGCUGCAGCAGGAGUUUUCACUGAUCAAUGUGCAGAUCCGAAAUGUCAAUGUGGAGAUGGAUGCGGUGAGUCGUAGCUGUACGGUGUCGGUGCACUGCGGCAACCACAGAGUCAGGAUGCUGGUGAUGUUCCCUGUCCAGUAUCCCAAUAAUGCUGCACCAUCCUUCCAGUUCAUCAACCCGACCUCGAUCACUGCCUCCAUGAAGGCAAAGCUGCUGAAGAUACUGAAAGACACUUCUCUGCAGAAAGUGAAGCGGAACCAGAGCUGCCUGGAGCCCUGCCUGCGUCAGCUGGUCUCCUGGCUGGAGUCUGUUGUGAACCAAGAGGACAGCACGUCCAGCAAUCCCUACGCUUUGUCAAACUCCGUAACACCCCCCUUGCCCACGUUCGCCCGGGUCUCCAAUGCCUAUGGCUCCUACCAGGACUCUAACAUCCCAUUUCCACGGACCUCUGGAGCCAGGUUUUGUGGUGCAGGGUACCUGGUGUAUUUCACAAGACCCAUGACCAUGCACCGUGCGGUGUCCCCGACGGAGCCCACACCCAGGUCCCUGUCAGCUUUAUCAGCGUACCAUAGUGGCCUCAUUACUCCAAUGAAGAUCCGCACAGAGACUCCAGGCAAUCUGCGUUUGUACAGUGGGAGUCCGACACGCAGCGAGAAGGAGCAGGUCUCCAUUAGCUCCUUCUACUACAAAGAAAGGAAAUCAAGGAGGUGGAAAAGCAAACGAGAAGGGACAGAUGCCAACAACCGACCCAUCAAAGCCGCCGGGAAAGUUAUUAUCCAAGAUAUUUCCUGCUUGCUGCCUGUCCACAAGCUGCUAGGAGAGCUCUACAUACUGAAUGUGAAUAAUAUCCAGGAGACUUGCCAGAAGAAUGCUGCCUCAGCCUUGGCUGUGGGACGGAGGGAUCUCGUGCAGGUUUGGUCACUGGCCAUGGUAGCCACUGAUCUCUGUCUUGGACCAAAGUCUGACCCAGAUUUGGAGAUACCUUGGGCACAACAUCCAUUUGGACGUCAAUUACUGGAGUCCUUGCUGGCUCAUUACUCGCAGCUCCAUGAUGUGCAGACCCUGGCCAUGCUGUGCAGCGUGUUUGAAGCCCAAUCCAGGCUACAGGGGUGCCCAAACUCCUAUGGCCCCUUUCCUCAGCGUGCCUCCAACCUGGCUUCCCACAGCCGAUAUCCAAGCUUUACUUCCUCCGGCUCCUGUUCCAGCAUGUCAGAUCCUGGACUCAGCACCGGAGGCUGGAGCAUAGCAAACAAAGACACGGAGCAGGCCUCCACUCCCUGGUGCGAGUCUUCUCCGGAUGACUUCCGCUACGGAAACCUAAUGUAUCCCGAUCAUCGGGAGCGUGAGAAAGACCAGCACGAGAAAAACAAAAGGCUCCUGGAUCCUGCCAACACUCAGCAAUUUGACGACUUUAAGAAGUGCUAUGGAGAAAUCCUUUACCGCUGGGGCCUGCGAGAGAAGCGGGCUGAGGUUCUGAAGUUUGUCUCUUGUCCUCCUGAUCCCCACAAAGGAAUUGAGUUCGGCGUGUACUGCAGCCACUGCCGCAGCGAGGUGCGCGGCACCCAGUGUGCCAUCUGCAAGGGCUUCACCUUCCAGUGCGCUAUCUGUCACGUGGCGGUGCGAGGCUCCUCUAAUUUCUGCCUGACCUGCGGACACGGAGGCCACACCAGUCAUAUGAUGGAGUGGUUUCGCACCCAGGAGGUGUGUCCCACGGGCUGUGGAUGCCACUGCCUGCUUGAGAGCACCUUCUGAGCAGUGGUGACAGCAGGGCACCCGUGAACAGGAUUUAAUAUUUAAUUCCCAAGCCAUGUUGAAUCAGCUCUGCUCCACAGUGCCUGGAGGAGAUGCCGCAAGGAGCUGAAGCAGGAUGUCCUGGCGGUGCGCUGCAGUGACGUUUACAAGUGCUUCCAGUAUUCCUACACUUCCCAGGUUGCUUUCAGGCUGAUUUGACCAAACUCCCGGUGUCCAUUGCUGGCAAUGGAUGCCAGACCAGAAAAAUUGCUCUCUCCGGCAGAAGGGUGUGUGAAUGUUGGCUAGGCUCUGUUGGGAUGAGGAGGUGUUAAAAAGCUCCUUCGGAAAGGGCUCGCCUGGCAGAGCCAAACUCACUCCAGCUACGUAGUGUCUUUCCAGGUGCCUCCUUCCAGGGGCUCAAAGUGAGCGAAACAGUCGUCUUUGCACAGUUAAGGCAGAAAUAAUUCACAAACAACAGUGAGCUCUAAAGGCAAACUGUAAACUGCGCUCGAAGAGCAAAUAGUCCAUGGGACCGUGCUCAGAGUUACUUUUGGAAGCAACAGGGUCCUUAUUUUGAAUGGCUGUUUACAUCGUUUAGAUUACCCCAUAAAGCAAGAGAACGAAACUACAGUUUUCAGGAUUACUUCCUAAAUAGCUUCCUACUCACCGGUCGGUAUCUGUGGCUGGUGUGAAAAGCCCAGCCGUGCGCCCAAGGUCACUGGGAUUAGUUGCUUUCUUCCAGCUGUUGUAGUACCGUUACUCUUGAGGUGUCUCCACCUCCUGCUCUGACCGGGUGAUAGAUGCACUUUAACUUGCCUGUCCCUGCCUUGUCAGUGACACGUCCUGGUGACUGGGAAAGGCAUCUGCCUUUUGAGUUUGGGAUCCACACGGUGUUUCCAUGGAUGGUGGCAUCUGGGGGCGUUUCGGAAAGCCUUUGCUUCCUUACUGAGAAAACAAGGAGGACGCUUGCUCCGUGCAACUCCUUUUGGCUGUUUUCUUCAUUAGGGGGGGAAUCAACAAAAAAUUUGAGAUUUGCUGCCGGUGUGCUUGAGUGACGAGGCUCCUGAGCCGGGGAGGCGGCAAUUUCUAGGGGAAAAAGGGGUUUUGGAAGGGUGGUGGGAUUCACGGAGGCAAAAGGUUUGUGCCUUUUCUCCCUGUGGAGCUUCAAUUGGAGAAUGUACCGGAUCGAUCCGUCUGUCUGGGGCUGUGCCUGCUGGGCGCUCCCAUCCCAGGGACGCUGCUGUGCCACUGCCUGCGUGGUUGUGCGCACACCCUGAGCGCGCAGCCUGCGCCUCUCCUGAGCAGGCUUCUGCCUGAGCUUUGGUUUUGGGCAAACGUGUGGUCAGGGAUGAGCCCGCUGGAGCACCCCCCCACCCCGCGCCGGCGCUGAUCCCUUCCUCCCGUGCUUGCCUGCUGAGCAGGGCCACGUGCCGUGCCCGCUCCCAACCUUUGUGCUAACUCAGGCUGCGGGAUCCUGCUGUG
This is a messenger RNA of Pygoscelis adeliae (Adelie penguin), 4326 nucleotides long. It is a transcript of the gene WDR59, whose product is annotated as WD repeat domain 59. NCBI's taxonomy places the organism in Eukaryota, Metazoa, Chordata, Aves, Sphenisciformes, Spheniscidae. Bases 7 to 2865 code for a protein of 952 amino acids. The transcript is spliced from 25 exons. The record is from RefSeq and is a predicted model, not a curated record. Gene Ontology annotation, molecular function: protein binding.